Synchiropus splendidus (mandarinfish) is the source of this 1177-nucleotide messenger RNA. It is a transcript of the gene tnnt2c, whose product is annotated as troponin T2c, cardiac. The transcript has a single exon. Gene Ontology annotation, cellular component: troponin complex. Gene Ontology annotation, molecular function: tropomyosin binding; troponin C binding; troponin I binding. The record is from RefSeq and is a predicted model, not a curated record. NCBI's taxonomy places the organism in Eukaryota, Metazoa, Chordata, Actinopteri, Syngnathiformes, Callionymidae. The coding region runs from base 197 to 1048 and encodes 283 amino acids. Gene Ontology annotation, biological process: cardiac muscle contraction; regulation of muscle contraction; sarcomere organization.
CUUGUAGAAGAAAAUAGACUCUCCCAUCUGUCGCAGAACCUGCCCUGCUGCUGACCUACACUCUAGGGACUUUGGGCAACCCUUGGUGGUCACAUGGUAGAGGGAAAGCCUUCAAAAACCGGGAGUGUCCACUCGAGACCUCAGUCUUCUUCCAGUGCACCAGACUGGUCAAGUGAAACGCCUCUGAGACGCCAUCAUGUCUGACACUGAGGAGAUUGUGGAGGAGUACGAGGAAGAGGAAGAGGAAGAGGAGGAGGAAGAGGAGGUGAUUGAGGAGGAAGAAUGUGAAGAAGAGCAAGAACUGGAUGAGGAUGAAGAGGAGAAAAGAGAAGACCUUUCAGAAGAGAACGAGCACGAGGAAGAGUCCAAGCGCCGACCGAAGACCACUUAUGUUCCAAAUAUUGCUCCACCAAAGCUGCCAGAUGGCGAGAAAGUGGAUUUUGACGACCUCCACCGUAAGAGGGUGGAAAAAGACUUCAACGAUCUUCAGACCCUCAUCGAGCUGCAUUUCACCAAUCGCCAGAAGGAGGAGGAAGAGUUGAUUGCCCUGAGGAACCGCAUUGAACGCCGCCGCUCUGACAGGGCUGAGCAACAGCGCGUCCGUGCCGAGCAGGAACGUGAGCGGCAGGCCAGGCUGGCGGAGGAGAGGGCUCGACGUGAGGGGGAGGCUGCCAAGAUAAAAGCAGAGGAAGAGGCCAAGAAGAAGAAGAUCUUCACAAACAAGUCCUUCGGUGGAUACCUCCAGAAAGUGGACCAGAGGAAAGGGAAGAAGCUGACAGCACGAGAAGAGAAGAAGAAAGCCCUGUUGGAACGUCGCAGACCUCUGAACAUCGACCACCUGAACCAGGAAAAGCUGGCAGAGAAAGCCCACGAUCUGUGGGAGUGGCUCCAUCAGCUGCACGCCGAGAAGUUCGAGCUCGCUGAGAAGCUCAAGAAGCAGAAGUACGACAUCUAUGUGCUCCGCAACCGUGUCAGUGACCACCAGAGGGGCUCCAAGGCAGCAAAGACCACCCGCGGCGCAAAGGGCAAGUCUGGCUCCUGGAAAUGAAGAAGAGCCGCAGUUUUUGGACUUUGAGCCUUCUGAACUCAACUUGCGUUGCAUGAACCAUCCUCAGUCAAAGUCCUUUGCACUGAGUCAUUCAAAUUUGUAUCCAAAGUGUAAUUAUGACAGUCAAAU